This is a messenger RNA of Vespa mandarinia (Asian giant hornet), 2678 nucleotides long. RefSeq lists its product as uncharacterized. The record is from RefSeq and is a predicted model, not a curated record. Gene Ontology annotation, cellular component: nucleus. Gene Ontology annotation, biological process: regulation of transcription by RNA polymerase II. Lineage: Eukaryota; Metazoa; Arthropoda; Insecta; Hymenoptera; Vespidae. Gene Ontology annotation, molecular function: protein binding.
CCGGCCGCCCGCGCGCAGAGACUCGGCGAUCGUUAACGCGUAGUACCACGGCCAUUGUGCUAAAAGAAUCCACGACGCUCGGAUAGUGAACGCUGAGGACCGGGGACGUGUAGUUUUUCCAAGUUUUUCCUCCUGUGAUAUUUAGAUUGUGCCAAUAUAGAAACGAGGAAACGAUACCAGAGAACAUGGAGGAUGACCAGCAGUUCUGCCUUAAAUGGAACAAUCAUCAGAGCACACUGAUACAAAAUUUCGACACGCUUUAUGAAAGCGGUACGCUGGUCGACUGCACGUUGGCAGCGGAGGGGAAAUACCUAAAGGCCCACAGGGUAGUCCUCUCCGCGUGCAGUCCAUAUUUUGAGGGCCUCCUCAGCGAGCACUAUGAUAAGCACCCUGUAUUCAUACUCAAAGAUGUAAAAUUUAAAGAAUUGAAGGCGAUGAUGGAUUAUAUGUACAGGGGAGAAGUGAAUAUCUCCCAAGACCAACUAACGGCACUCCUUAAGGCUGCCGAGUCAUUACAAAUUAAGGGCCUUUCGGAAAGUAAAACGGGCGGUGGUAACAAUAAAACAGUUUCGAGGGUAUCUAAAGUCGCGCCACAGCCGAGGUCAUCGCCGUUAAACAUUUCCUACGCGUCUUCCGGUCUCACCAUUGAAAGGAACAGAGUUCCUAGACAGGCACAAAGUUCUAUAGGGGAUUUGCCCGAAGACUCGCACAGUCCCCAAAUACCUAAGGAGCUUUCUUCGAGGGAGGGCUCGCAAAGUCCAACAUCAAAGAAAAGAAGAAGACUUAGAAGAAGAAGCGUCGGUGAAGAUAAUUCCGUAGAAAAUCACGAAGCAUCGAAUUCAAGCGAUAUACCUCAACAAAUGGGCGUGCCGGCACUUGCGAUAGCACCUGUCGCGGACGAAAAAACGAACGCUGAUCCCACGGACUCCCUCGGCAGGUCAGCUUUAAUGACGCAGCUGACGAAACCUGCCGAUGAGAUGCUUCAGAUACCACUCGAAAAUCCCGAGCCAAAUGAUAAUCUCAUCGAGCCAAAGUCCGAGUAUUUGGAGGACCAAGAAGAAAGCGUUGAGGAUCUGACCCUAGAUGAUGAUAUGAAUGAUUUGAAUGAAAUUGAGCAGGAUACGAAUAGGGCCGGGCCGUCCCAUGACAACUCUCAACAUCCUGCUGGCCUUGCAACAUGGCACGUUACCGGUGAUCGAAGUAACGCGGGUGGUGUCGUGGGUUCGGUGGCAGGUGCACCAGGGACGACGGACGAAGUUUUUCUUGCAGCCCAGGAGGCCGCCCAGGCCCACCGCGACUCACAAGGUGAGAAUACUAAGGGCAACGUAACGGACGAGAAUCAUCAUCACGAUGAAGAUUCGGAGAUUUGUGAGGUACCAUUUCACGGACAGUUAACGAUGAAUUAUCUAUUGUGUGAUUCGUCGAUCCUGAAUCCGGUAGAACCUAGCGUAGUACAGAGCAGAAACAGCAGUAGCAGUGGAAGCAGCAAACCUUGCCAACAAUUCCGUUGCGAUGGCUGUGGUAGAACGUAUACUAGGGUCGACAGUUUAAAACGUCAUCAACAAAAAUGCGACGACCUAUUGGCAUCAUUGCAAGAUCGACAAGAGAAUUUGGAAAGGUUACAACAACAAGAAUAUUCUUGCAAUCAGUGCGAUAUUAUGGAAGACACUAAGGAUUACGAUGCACUCUGGAUGCUGGAGAAGAAAGCCCGUAGCAUUGGUGAGGAUCAGGAGUCAUUCUUGGUACCGAUGAGAUCUAAGGUCCCUGAACAAGCUGGUCCGAGUUAUCCGAUAGCACAACUUUACGGUGGAGAGUCCUACAUCGCUGUACUUCAAGCCCAAUACGUUUGCACCGAUUGCGGAAAGAAAUAUAAAUGGCAGGAUAGCUUGAAGAGACAUCAAAGGGUAGAUUGUGGGAAUAAAGAAAAGAAAUUUGCUUGUAAUGUGUGCGAUAGGAAAUUUAAAUAUCGUUACGAGCUUAAAAAUCACAUUACAGCUCAUCAUAGAACGUGAACUCUUCUCUCUCUCUCUCUCUCUCUCUCUCUCUCUCUCUCUCUCUCUCUCUAUCUAUCUAUCUAUCUAUCUAUCUAUCUAUCUCUCUAUUUCUUUCUUUCUCUAUCUGUGUCUAUCUCUCGAUCUCUUUUUAUUUUCUGUGAGAUAACUCUUGUGAUCUUGAACGUUGUGAAUAUUACAUAUUUUUUUUUUUUUGAAACUUGAUGUUUCAUUGUUCAUUUUAAUUUCAUUACUCGUUAGUCUCGUUUAAUUACGUUCGAAGGACUUUACGAUCGGAGAGACAAAGGUGCUUAUUAGAUAAUAACACAAUGAGACACUAUAUGAUGAUAUUAGUAUAAUAUAAUUGUGGUCAACAUGCGCAGAAUCGUCAGCGAAUCGAAUUCAAUCAAUUUUCGAGUUUACGUGAUCCUAGCGACUAAAUAAUUAUUGCAAAGGUAUAUACGCUCUUGUAUUACCUUGAAUUAUCUAAUUGGAUCAUCGUGGAUUGGUCCGAUAUAAUAAUGCGCAUGUAGCCUAAGAACUAUAGUGCGAUCGAGAUAACUUUUGAUAACACGAUUUCACAUUUGUCACGUCUAUUAUUUUAUUAUUGUCAACUUACAAAUAUGUUUCAUCGGUGCACAAUUAUUCACGAAUUAAAUUGGAUUUAAUUAAAAUAAAAAGAAAAAG